Messenger RNA from Ustilago hordei, 222 nucleotides. RefSeq lists its product as uncharacterized. NCBI's taxonomy places the organism in Eukaryota, Fungi, Basidiomycota, Ustilaginomycetes, Ustilaginales, Ustilaginaceae. Gene Ontology annotation, biological process: mitochondrial respiratory chain complex IV assembly. The transcript has 2 exons. Bases 1 to 222 code for a protein of 73 amino acids. The record is from RefSeq and is a predicted model, not a curated record. Gene Ontology annotation, cellular component: mitochondrial intermembrane space. Gene Ontology annotation, molecular function: copper ion binding; copper chaperone activity.
AUGUCGAACACAGCACCACAGAAGGCGAACAAGUUCGUCACCGAGCUCAACCCAGAAGGCAUCAAGCCGUGCUGCGCAUGCCCAGAGGCCAAAGCAGCUCGAGACGAGUGCUUCUUCAAGUUCGGUCACAGCGUUGAAGAGCAUGGAGAGUCGGCCAGAAAGUGCCAAGACCUUGUCAAGGCGCAUCGCGAAUGCAUGGCCAAGCUUGGAUACAAGGUCUAA